Toxorhynchites rutilus septentrionalis is the source of this 1830-nucleotide messenger RNA. RefSeq names its product proton-coupled folate transporter-like. The coding region runs from base 39 to 1511 and encodes 490 amino acids. Gene Ontology annotation, cellular component: membrane. The record is from RefSeq and is a predicted model, not a curated record. Gene Ontology annotation, biological process: transmembrane transport. The transcript is spliced from 5 exons. Gene Ontology annotation, molecular function: transmembrane transporter activity. NCBI's taxonomy places the organism in Eukaryota, Metazoa, Arthropoda, Insecta, Diptera, Culicidae.
CCACCAACUGCAUCACUUUCAGUUCUCCAGUGAUCACGAUGGACGAAAGUACGUUCAGUUCGGGUAGCAUGUGCUCCAGUGCAGAGGAAGAAAUACUGGCCAGCGAGGGUCUCCGUCUGAGCAGAUCCGCCCGUUGGCGAGAGCGUUCCACUCGUCACGUGAGCUUCGAACCGGCAAUGUUUUUGUUUUGCUUUGCAAUCACACUAUCAGAAAUUGAAUUAACUCAUCAGUUCAUCUAUCAGACCUGCCAGGUGCAAGGAAUCGAGUUGAACGAAUGUUCGCUAGUGGGACCAAACGGAACUACAUCCGGUACUCAGAAAAUCGAAACCGAUGUUCGACCAGCUGCUGCGAGUUCAACCAUCGCCAUAGCGAUUAUCAAGUUUGUGAUACCGACCUUUGGCGCGUUGCUUUUGGCGGCAUGGUCCGACCGAUACGGAAGAAAACCUGUGGUCAUAAUAGCUGCGUGUGGCAUGCUUCUAACGUAUUUCUCCCUCACUGGUUUGAACUUCUUAUCUACGUUUGUCCAGGUUAACCCUUGGUUCUACGUAUUGGCGUAUAUACCAUUUUUCUUGCCAGGAGGAAUGAUAAUUCUCGCGGCAACAGUGUACGCGUUUGUCUCGGAUCUCUCCAACGAUCACAACCGAACGGUCAAGAUGGGCUUUAUGAAUGCUUCGAUACUGGCAGGAUCUUUGACGGGAUCAUUCUGCAGCAGAUAUAUUGCGGAGUUUGGGAACGCCACCAUCACGUGCAUGGCUGCAGCGGGUGCCGCACUGGCAGGACUUAUCUACAUCGCACUAUUCGUUGAGGAUAGUAUUAUUCCCAGUUCCGAUAGUGAGAUACGUACCAGCCUAACAAUGUUGUGUUCCUCCUCGCUAAUAAGAGAUAUUAUGCAAGCGGUGGGUCGCAAAAGAACACGAUACUUUUGGGCGAUUCUAUGUCUUAUCAUUGGCAGUGUAUCGCUUACAAAGUUAGCCGUUGGCAGCAGCUCGGUCGCGUAUACGUUUGUGCAUCGAAAGCUAGAAUGGAACGUGAAGCAGUAUAAUCAGUUUAUUCUGAUCGAGAACUCGCUUAUGAUAGUGGCAAACAUUGUGGGCAUUUUGUUGCUGAAAAACCUACUAGACUGGCCGGACAUAAUGGUUGCUCUCGCUUCCGUGGUUGGUUUUGUCGUAAGCUCGACGAUCAAAGGGUUUGCCAGCUCCGGGAGGGACUUUUACAUCGCAUCCGGUGUAACGUUCUUCAAGGGAAUGCACGGAGCGGCACUUUUAUCCGUUUGCGUCUAUCUUCUGCUAUCGAACGAUAUUGCCAAAUUCUACGCGGCCACAGUGUCUAUAGUUAGACUAGUUCCGUUGGCAUCCGAACAUAUGUAUAGCGCUUUCUACGAUGAAACAGUAGAGAACUACCCGGAAGCAUAUAACUUUUUAGCUGCGGGAAUUUAUGGAGUCUGUGGGCUGGCCUUGGGUGUUAUGCAAUGGCUUCUGAGCAGACGCACUCAACCGGAUCUGCUGUUGUAAUCCAACGAUUAAAGCAUACAUUUAUGUGAUAUUUUUUAGACUGUGCAGUUGCAAAUGAAAUUAUUCUCUCCAUUAUAUCCCCCUGUAUUCUGCACCACGAGUGACGUGAGAUAACAAAGUGUUUCUUUUCAUACUGAUAACCUUACUUUUCAGCUUCUGUUAGAUACCCGAGUUGAUCACGUAUGAGGACACAACUUCAAACUUCAUCUAAUGAGAAACGCCAUCUUACGUGACUCGCAGCGCGGAAUAGAAGCGAUUGGUUCGACUAAAAAGUUCUGUCGAAUAUAACUAAAUUGUUUGUAUAAUGAACAUUAACUUU